AUGGAUCCAAACAAUAUGGCCGACUUGAACAUUUACGACAUAAUUAUUGACGAUAUUAUGAAUGACACGACUAUAGAAGAUAUGAUGCAGGAGGAGAUGGAGUUUUAUCAACGACGUGCCAACACCGUUAAGCCCAAGCGAACAAGAAAGGUGAUAAAGAGAGAUCGUGAAGCUGAGAACGAGCGGUUGUGGAAUGACUACUUCUCUGAAAAUCCUGUGUACACGGAAGAGCUUUUCCGACGAAGGUUUCAAAUGCAAAAGCAUGUGUUCCUCAGAAUUGUAGGGGCCCUUGGGUCUCAUGACCCUACUGCAAUUGAGUGCUUAAAGAAUUUUGUGGAAGGUGUGUAUGCAGUAUUUGGUUCUAACAAUGACAUUAAUGUGCUAAACCAAUCUCCUGUUUUUAAUGAGGUUUUGAGUGGAAAUGCUCUCAUGGUGAACUUUAGCGUGAAUGAAACAAUGUAUAACAUGGGAUACUAUCUAGCAGACGGUAUCUAUCCCCCGUGGGCUACAUUUGUGAAGACCAUCCCAAUGCCACAAGGAGAAAAAAGGCAAAAAUUUGCGAAAAGACAAGAAGCAGCAAGAAAGGACGUUGAACGUGCAUUCGGCGUUCUCCAAUCUCGGUUUGCAAUAGUUCGUGGUCCAUCACGCUUUUGGCAUCCGAAUGAGAUGAAGUCAAUAAUGGAUCUUUUAGAAAUAUCUUGGAAAGAAGAGCACAUCAAAUUGAUAGGUCAAUUCAUCACCAACUUCAAGUAG
Molecule: messenger RNA, 753 nt
Organism: Lotus japonicus
Lineage: Eukaryota; Viridiplantae; Streptophyta; Magnoliopsida; Fabales; Fabaceae
Exons: 4
Coding region: 1-753 (250 amino acids)
Source: RefSeq, a predicted model, not a curated record